Messenger RNA from Darwinula stevensoni, 2190 nucleotides. The record is from the annotation of a GenBank genome assembly. Lineage: Eukaryota; Metazoa; Arthropoda; Ostracoda; Podocopida; Darwinulidae.
AUGUACUCAACGAUGACGGCGUUCGAGAUCGACCGAUGCGCCGUCCUUGUGAAAAAGACCAAGAGAAUGGGGGACAAAGCGGCCGUUCACCACGGAGUCAAGGGAGGAGAAGAGGCCCAGCUGGAGAACAAACGGAGAGACUCUUUGCGACUCGAUCCGAGGGAGUUUAACGGCCGACGCGCCUUCCUGGAGGAAGAAACCGAGAGAAUGGGAAGCAAAGCGGCCCUUCACCACGGAGUCAAGGGAGGAGAGGAGGCCCAACUGGAGGACGAACGGCGAGAGACCGUCGGCGUCGGCCCUGUCACCGUCAGAUUCCUCGAGAGAUUCACCGGACAUGCUCUCGGUCGUUCUGCGUACCCGGAAUCCUCUUUCUUCAGGAAACUCUUCUGGCUUAUCGUCUUUUUCAUCGCCACGGGCUACAUGAUCUACCAGAUCGUGGACGUCAUCAACUUAUACAUGUCCAACCCGACCACGACCGGAACGCAGAUGGUGACGCGGGACUCUCUCCAGUUCCCGGCGGUCACGAUCUGCCCGCACAGCGCUCCGUUGAUGAACAUGGCCGAUGUCCAAAGCCUCGAGAAAUCCCUGCGGGGCGUCUUGAAGCUCGACCGCGCGCUCCAGCGGGUGCUUCGGAGGCUGUCGAGGGCCGAGGAUGAGUGCAGCCAGGCGAUGGCGGAUCCGACUUGUUUCUCUGAUGCGAAAUGCGGCGUGGAUGAGAAUCGCGUGCAGUCGACGUGCAUCAGAGCCUUCGAUCAAAUUUACUGGAGCAUAUUCCCCCAACCGGACGAGAAAGAUGCCACGAAUCCGGAUGGAGGUCCGGAGUUCGGAGGCCACCCGGAUGGAGUCGCGCAAGACGGAAUGUGCAACAACCAGACGGACCCCGAAUGGACAGACGAUUCCGUCUCGGAGAGUGUAAUACGCUAUCUCCUAAAGGCCCUGCUCCGCAUCCAGUCCUUCACGCUGGAGGGUUUUCUAGAGCAGACGGACGUGAAAAGCAGGCGGAAUCUCUUCGACAUGGAGAAGGCGAUACGCCAUUGCAGCUUCAAUCAGGAACCUUGCAAUCCGCGAGAUUUCGGUGAUCUGCUGACUUCAGAAUACGGAAACUGUAUCACUUUCAACGCCGAUGGAAAGCACAAGGUGAAUGCCACCGAGGCGUCCCAAUACGGUUAUCGCGCCGGAGAGCCGAGUUUCUUCAAGGGCAUGGACCCUUCGAAAGGGCUUCAACUCAUCCUCACGUCCUACACACCGAACGACCUGCGCCUCCUGUCGACGACUCAGGGCUUCAGGAUCAAGAUCCACGCCCCCUCAGACACGGAAGGCGACACCAUCGGAGACGGAUUCGACGUCAACUUCGACGAGGUCUCCUACAUCGGCGUGAGGAAGCUGGAGUUCGAAAGGCUCCAUCCUGGGGAUGGAGGCACUUGCGCUUUGGAUUCUUAUCUCGAUGAGCAUUUGGACACAUCGCUCCUCGUCUAUUCGCACGAUAUGCAUUAUAGGAAAAAGACGUGCCUGGACUUGUGCUACAGGCGAAAGGUGCUGCGAGACUUCGGAAAGGAGACGUGCGACUGGUCUGACCCGUUGGAUUUUUGCUACUCCAGAGCUUUCAGAGACGCCGAGGAUGCGUCGAGCAACAAGGGCGAGAACCUCUGCGGCUGUCCCCCCUACUCCUGCACGUACGUCUCGACUCGAUCGAAAUCCUCCGCCCACGAAGACGAAAAUAUAACACCACGCCUUCGCCUUCAGGGAGGAGACGUUCCAGUGGUCCUUCUCCUCGGCGAAGUUGGAUCCCGAGACCGCAAGGCUCCUGGAUCUCGUCGCGUGGAUGCGGAAGGAGAAGGGGAAAAUCGAGAGCGAGCAGAGAUUUCUGAGCUACUGCCGACAGCCCCAUGGACGAGCUUCGUCGGCACGGUCGGCGGGCUGUUGGGUCUCUACACCGGUCUCUCUUUCAUCUCCGUCAUGGAAAUGCUGGAGUGGAUCCUGGACCUUCUCUUGUACGGUUGGAGGAAGCCCCGGAAGGAUAAAAUAGGACCGACACGUACGACCAUGCUCACAUUGGAAGCAGAGUCCAGAAAGAAGGUCGCUCUGGAUCCCGGCCCUCCUUGGGGAUAUGCUCCGGUCUACACUCGGCCAUCCUUGAAGGAUACCCAAAGAGCUGGAUUCGAUCUUGCCUUCUCCAACUAUCAUUUCUAG